This is a messenger RNA of Aspergillus piperis CBS 112811, 1384 nucleotides long. Its product is annotated as putative glutamine-serine-proline rich protein. Lineage: Eukaryota; Fungi; Ascomycota; Eurotiomycetes; Eurotiales; Aspergillaceae. The transcript has a single exon. The record is from RefSeq and is a predicted model, not a curated record. Bases 72 to 1124 code for a protein of 350 amino acids. Gene Ontology annotation, cellular component: outer membrane.
CCUUCACUCCAGCAUCUCUAAUACAUCCCUCCAUCUUCUCUAGCCGCCAACAAACACAGUUAGACCCCACGAUGGCAGCUCAAGAGUACUUCGGUGGCAGCAGUGCCACCCCCGCCAACCCUGAUCGCCGUCAGCAGAACCCCUCUCCCUGGUCAUCCCCAGCCGUCGACACUCCCAGUUCCACCGGAUACGGCUCGUAUCCCCCCUCCGUCGAGAACGGCCAUGACCGAUACGGCGCCUCUUCUCCUUAUCCCCCUCAGGGCGCUGGAGGCUACAACAGACCUUACAGCCCAUACCAGCAGCCGUCCCCUCAGCCCGGCUACCAGAACCCUGAAUACUCAUCUUACGGUGGACGCCCACCUUACCCACAGUACGAACAGCCUUCACAAUACGGCCAGCCUCCCUCCGAGUCGAGGCCCUACCCGCCUUACCCUCAGCACGAAGGCUACGCCUCCCACCAGCAACCUCCUCCAUACUCUCCUGAGUCGUCCACCGACCCCGCCGCCGCCGGCGAAGGCGAGAAGGGUAUCAUGGGCGCCCUGGCAGGCGGUGCAGCUGGUGGUUUCGCAGGACAUAAGGUCAACCACGGUUUUCUCGGCACCAUCGGUGGAGCUAUGAUGGGCUCCGUGGCCGAAGACGCAGUGAAGAAGCACAAGGAGAAGAAAGAGCACGAGGAAGAAGAGCGCCGUCGCGAGGAAGAACGUCGCAGAAUGGAAGAACAGCGUCGUAGGGAAGAACAAUACAGGAUGUCUCACCAGCAGCACCAGUACCACCACAGACCUCCUCCUCAUCACGGCGCGCCUCUGCGCGGAAACUUCUCCGCUUCGGCUCGGGAUAUCCGCCUCGAAAGUCACCACGAUCUGGUGGCUGCUUGUGGACGGGUGUCCGGAGAGCUGCAGCUUUCGGUACUCCCAUUGAACAGCGUGUUGGCUAAUCACUGGGGAAAGUUUGCGUGGGAGCGGAAUGGAAACUUUGCGGCGUCUGCUAGAAAUGUUCGCUUGGUUGAUGGGGGCCGUGUGCUGGAGGCGGAGUUGGCGGAUGGUAAUGACGGAUGGAAUCGGACCUGGAUUCGUCUGGAUGAGAGGAUUACGAACCAGAAUGGUCAGCUGAUGUUCCUGGAUUAGAUGGUGAUUCGUGACUUUUUGUGAGCGUUGUCUUACGUUGAAUGAAGAGUUCUUAAUACCCACGCUUUGACUGACGUGGUGAUCUGCACUGGCUGGACUGGUAUCCUUUUUUCAGAUGUCUGCUCGAUUGCUUUUAGCGCAGUUGUAAUUGCGUCGUUAUUCACAAUGGAAUAGUAUUUUGCUCCAUUGAUCUUCUCACUCUAUCGAUUCGUUGUCCCAACAACAUCGUCCUAGACCAUAUUACUCUUUCCAAAAACGUC